Abrus precatorius (Indian licorice) is the source of this 2067-nucleotide messenger RNA. RefSeq names its product monosaccharide-sensing protein 2-like. The record is from RefSeq and is a predicted model, not a curated record. The transcript is spliced from 5 exons. Gene Ontology annotation, biological process: transmembrane transport. Gene Ontology annotation, cellular component: membrane. NCBI's taxonomy places the organism in Eukaryota, Viridiplantae, Streptophyta, Magnoliopsida, Fabales, Fabaceae. Gene Ontology annotation, molecular function: myo-inositol:proton symporter activity. The coding region runs from base 1 to 2067 and encodes 688 amino acids.
AUGAGGGAGGUUGUGGUUGUCGCAAUUGCUGCUACACUUGGGAAUCUGCUAACCGGAUGGGAUAGUUCCACCAUUGCAGGGGGCAUGGCUUACAUCAAAGAAGAAUUCAACUUGGAAGCAGAUCCAACACUUGAGGGGUUAAUUGUGUCCAUGUCAUUUCUCACUGGCACUGUUGUGACAAUAUUCUCCGGCACAGUUUCUGACAUGCUUGGAAGGCGUCCAAUGCUAAUAACAUCAUCGGCUAUGUUUUUCAUAAGUGGUUUGGUGAUGUCAUGGGCUCCUAAUGUUGCUGUGGUUUUGCUGUCAAGGCUAUUGGAUGGUAUUGCUAUUGCAUUAGCUCUAACACUUACUCCUCUUUACAUAUCAGAGAUUGCACCACCUGAUAUCAGAGGUACACUCAACACUCUGCCACAGUUUUCAAGCUCUGGGGGAAUGUUUUUGGCAUAUAUCAUGGUGUUCUCUUUGUCCUUGACCGACUCGCCAAGUUGGAGAGCUAUGCUUGGUGUUAUUUCCAUUCCUUCUGUUGCUUAUUUUUUUCUGGCUGUGUUCUAUCUCCCUGAAUCUCCUCCUUGGCUUGUAAGUAAAGGUAGAAUCCAUGAGGCCAAGAAGGUUCUGCAAAGAAUUCGAGAGGUUGAUGAUGUUUCAGGGGAACUGGCUUUGCUAGCUGAGGGAAUGAAUCCAGGGGGUGAAUCGACGACGGUAGAAGAGUACAUAGUGGCUCCUGCGAGUGACCUCAUUGCAAACAAGGAAGCAGGGAGGGAAUGCAUAAAGCUAUAUGGACCCAACCAAGGAGUUUCAAUGCUUGCUCAACCAGUGAGUGGACAAGGUAGCAUGAUUUCCCGCAGCAUGUUAACGUUGUCUCGCCAAGGAAGCAUAGUUGCCCAAGCUGCUGCAAAUCUCAAGGAUCCUUUAGUUAACCUCUUUGGCAGCAUGCAUGAGAAUAUUGCCCCAGAAUCUGGUGGUUCAAGAAGUACACUAAUUCCCAAAGUGGCAAAUAUUUCCAACAUGGGAGAGCCAGAUCAGAGCCCCUUUGGCACCAGUGACAACUUGCACGCUCCAUUACUUGCAGCCCAAGGAAGUGUUUUGGGGAGCAAUAGCAACCUGAGAGGUAGCUAUGUUGGGGAAGUGCCUAAGAACACAAACAUUGGUGGAGGUUGGCAAUUGGUUUAUAAAUCUGCUGAGGGUGGGAAAAAGGACCUCCAAAGAGUUUAUUUGCGUGCGGAUCCCACUUUAGUGUCACAGCAAGGUUCAUUUGUUUCUGGUUAUGGCUUGCAUGCUGACGUUGGUGAAACUUUUCCAGCAGCUGCACUUGUCAGCCAGUCAGUUCUCAGCACUAAGGAUAUGAAGGUUAAAUCAGAAAUUGCUGCAAAACGUACAGGUUGGGGAGGUUUGUUAGAUCCGGGAGUCAAGCGUGCAUUGAUUGUUGGAAUUGGACUACAAGUUCUUCAACAGGCUGCUGGUAUAAAUGGAUUUCUAUACUAUGCUCCUCAGAUUCUUCAGCAGGCAGGAGUUGGAGGUCUUUUGUCAAAUUUGGGUAUUAGUUCAACGUCUGCUACGUUACUCGUAAAUGUCAUUACAACAUUCACCAUGCUUCCUUGUAUAGCUCUUUCCAUGAGGCUCAUGGAUAUUGCUGGCAGAAGGUCAAUAAUGCUGUAUACAGUACCCAUUUUGAUAGUGUCUCUCACGGUACUAGUUGUCCGGGACUCACUUCCCAUAAAUACGACACUCAGUGCAGCAAUCACUGCUGUAUGUGUUGUGGUGUACGAAAGCGUUUUCUGCAUGGGUUUUGGUGUGAUUCCCAACAUCUUAUGUUCAGAAAUUUUCCCAACAAGUGUUCGUGGAAUUUGCAUUUCCAUUUGUUCCCUUACAUAUUGGAUCUGCACCUUAAUUGUCACUUCUUCAUUUCCCGUCUUGCUCCGUCUCCUUGGUCUUACUGGGGUCUUUGGAUUAUUUGUUGUUGGGUGCAUCAUUUCAUGGAUAUUUGUCUACAUGAAAGUUCCUGAAACAAAGGGCAUGCCUUUAGAAGUCAUCAUUGAGUUCUUUGCCAUUGGUGCAAAGCCUGAGUGA